UCAUGGUUCUCAUGGCUGUUAAUUUCGGUUUUCUAGACCGGAAAACAAUAAUUAAUACGUGAUAAUAUUCUUUAAAGAGUAAGUCAUAAACAAAAUGAAUAAAGCCGUAAAAUGUAACUCAAACAAUGCAAAAUGUUGCCUAAAACAGCUGUGGAUAUUCGUUGAUCGAGGUCUGCUAAUGGUGGGCUUAUCGUCUGGGGAAAACUGCUGUAGCCAGCAAUUGACACUUUGAAAUUUAUGAAAAAUGAGUAGUUAUACCUUCUUGUGAAAACAAUGGUUCAGAUCAGAUGGAAGCUGACAACUAUCCCAGGUACCAUCCGGGAUUCUGUAAGAUGGCAAUGGAGAAAAAUAAAUCUGUCAAUAUACUCCCUUUUCUACAAUCAUUUUAUGGACCAGGGUUAUAUAGCCGAUGUGUGUAUGGAGCCCAUGUUUUGGUUUGUAGACAACUUCACCAAAUUUCUUGGCCCUUUCUUUGUUGCAUCUGUGUGUGGAUUGACAGCUUCAGUCGUGGCUAUUGCAUACUGGAUUGGACUUCCCUACUGGUGGAACAAGAGUCCAUGGGUGACAGUACUGCUGAUAAUUGUUGGUCACUGGCUUUUAGUCAACAUCUGUUUUCAUUAUUAUAUGGCAGCUAACACUCUUCCGGGGUACCCACCAGAGGGUGCCCUCAUUCCUGAAGCUGCCAGCAUAUGUAAAAAAUGUAUAGCACCAAAGCCACCACGAACACAUCAUUGCUCCGUGUGCAACAAAUGUGUUCUCAAGAUGGACCACCACUGCCCUUGGCUAAAUAAUUGCAUUGGCCAUUACAAUCACCGUUACUUCUUUCUAUACAUGGCAUACAUGUGUUUGGGCGUGCUUUUCCUGAUCAUUUUUGGAUUCCAACUUGCCUACAAUGAAGUGUGGGUUGGAGUAGAUGAGAUUGAUGAAGAUGAUGAAUCGCUUAUUGAGGGCCAUCCAGUUCGUAUUAAUAAUUCUGUCCUCAUUCCUAUGACAGAGUUGAUGGCUAGCAUUGGUAAUGUGUCCAUACUUGAAACAACGCAGCUGUAUGAGGGACGCUCAUUACGACAGAAUUGUCUUCUAUAUAUGGCUUUCAUAAAUACAGGAGUGUUAAUUGCAUUAGGUGCUUUAACACUGUGGCAUGCAAGGUUGAUCAGCAGAGGGGAAACAAGCAUUGAAGCAAACAUUAACAAGGCUGAAACAAAACGAUUGGCAGAAAGGAAUAAGGUGUACAUAAAUCCUUACAAUUUUGGGCGGCGAAAGAACUGGCGACUGUUUCUUGGAAUAGUGAGAGGAAGAACAUGGAGACAUGUGUUGCUGCCAUCCCCACACAAGCCGAUAGGUGAAGGUCUCACGUGGCACACUGUGCACUCAGAUACAGAGGAUGACUUGGAAGAGGAGGAGGAGGAGGAGGGAGGGGACAGGAACAGAAGAGGGUACAUGAAAGACCCCUGAUAUACAUUUUGAGGAAAGACAAAUGCUUUGUCUAUCCUCAUGAUUCCUACUUAUGUUGCAGUGACAGUGUCAACUCCUCUUGGGCACACAUGAGCGCUUGAUGAACCAGAUGUGUUUUCUGUAGCCAGCUGCAUGUGUUCUGCUGUUUGAGAAUAGCGGCAGUCAUACACAAAAAUGUCCAGAACUUCUAGACAUGCCUUUAGUGCACUUGUCAAGCACACUACACUCAAGGCAACUCAAGGCAGUGUCUCUACUGCAACGGUGAAUUUAUCACUUCUCUAUCCAUAUAUGUUGAAUGAAUUGUUAAUGUUCAUCAUGAAAUGCUGAAAGUUUGGUGAAAGCACGAAUGAAUUAUUUGCAGCACAAGGGUAUGCUUGUACUAUCGCCAGUCACACUGUGCAACCUUUUUCUGUGUUCAUUCAUGUAGGAGUUAUUUCCUCCACUAGAUGGUAGUGGAAUACAAGGAAAUUCUAAAUCAUGACCAGGACAAAAGCUGCAGGCGCGUCUGUGUAUAGCAAUAACAAAAAGGUUAGACAAGGAUGAGGACAUAACAUGUUCCAGAGACUUGGCUUUAGUGGAUCUGAAGGAACAGGUAACUCAAGUGUUUAACAUGUUAAGGAGAUCACUUCUGCAUGACAGCGAAUUUAUUACUCCCUUGGUGCCACUUACUAAGUAAUUUUUUUUUUUUUACCUUUCAUGGUCUGCAGUUCAUGUUAAAUCAGUAAUUUAUUAAAUGCUCAAAAUCAGUUCAAAAUUCAGAAUUUUGAUUAAAUGAUAUUCAAAGUAAAAAGUAAAGCUAUCCCUAUAACAGGCCAUGAAGACCC
This is a messenger RNA of Cryptotermes secundus, 2276 nucleotides long. Its product is annotated as palmitoyltransferase ZDHHC16. The coding region runs from base 274 to 1452 and encodes 392 amino acids. Gene Ontology annotation, cellular component: Golgi apparatus. Gene Ontology annotation, molecular function: palmitoyltransferase activity. Gene Ontology annotation, biological process: protein palmitoylation. The record is from RefSeq and is a predicted model, not a curated record. The transcript has 9 exons. NCBI's taxonomy places the organism in Eukaryota, Metazoa, Arthropoda, Insecta, Blattodea, Kalotermitidae.